GCAAGAAGAGGUGAACAUUUUUGGAGAAUCACUCAGCUGCAACACACCUUUGUUAAGACGGGAUAAAAAGUGUAGGCUGCAAAUUUUUAGAAGAAGAAAACAUUAGGGGAAGAGAGAAAGGGAUUUAAACUGUUGCCUCUUCUUUAAGGAAAGCAAUCUAGGUGACUAUGAUAUGGAUGUAAUCAAGAAAAAUAAACGAGAUGGUUCAGAAGUCACUGAAAGACUUGUUACCGAAACAGUUACCACAAGGCUCACAUCUUUACCACCAAAAGGAGGGACCAGCAAUGGAUAUACUAAAUCCUCAUCAUCCCUUAGUGGAGGGAGCAGGAUGGAAAAACAGAGUUUGACCCAUGGCAGCGGCUAUCUGAACUCAGGCGGAAGUUCUAGAGCUGCCUCUUCCUCCAGCUUCAGAAGGACCCAAUCGCCUGCCUCUACUCUCCCCAAUUCACCAGGCUCAACUUUUGAAAGGAAAACUCAUAUCACCCGCCAUGCCACAUACGAAGGGAGCUCCAGUGGAAACUCUUCUCCAGAAUACCCUAGGAAAGAACUUGGAACUGCAUCCACCAGGGGACGGAGCCAAACCCGAGAGAGUGAAAUUCGAGUUCGGCUGCAAAGUGCUUCGCCAUCUACCAGAUGGACAGAAUUGGAUGAUGUGAAGAGACUGCUCAAGGGAAGCCGAUCAGCUAGUGCCAGCCCCACUCGGUGUUCAUCCAACACACUCCCCAUUCCCAAGAAAGCCACCGUGGAAACCAAGAUGGUGACGGAGAGCUCCCAGUCAGUAUCAGGCACCUAUGACACAACUGUCCUGGAUGCCAACCUUCCCUCCUAUAUGUGGUCUUCCACCCUGCCUGCGGGGUCAUCCGUGAGUGGGUAUCACAACAACAUGAUGACCCAGAGCUCAUCCCUCCUCAAUACCAAUGCCUAUUCCACAGGAUCAGUGUUUGGAGUCCCAAAUAACAUGGCUCCCUGCUCUCCCGCUCUACACCCUGGGCUCAGCACCUCCUCUUCAGUGUUUGGGGUACAAAACAACCUGGCUCCUAGCUCUUCUGCCUUGGCUCAUGGUACAACAACCUGCUCCACAGUAUAUGGUGUGAAGAAGAACAUGCCCCAGAGUCCUGCAGUGGUGAGCACUGGAGUGUGUACUUCGACGGCUGGCACAAUGAGUUCUCACAAUGAUGACAUCCUGCGCAAAGACUGCAAGUUCCUGCUGCUGGAGAAAGAGAAUGUGCCCGCCAAGAAGGAGAUGGAGCUCCUGAUCAUGACAAAGGACAGCGGGAAGGUUUUCACUGCCUCCAGCACAGGGCUCAGUGGAGGCUCUUUUUCUGAAGAUACCCUGAAAAAAGACAAGCAAGCUAUCUCCUCUUCUUAUGGGGCAGAGACUCAUUUUAAGUCAGAAGCAAAUGGAGAUUUAAAGGGUGUAUCGACUAAAGAAAAAGCCACUUAUGCAGAAAUUCAGGGUGGUGAUCGAGGAGGAGGUGGAGCCAUAGGAGGAGGAGGAGGAGGAGGAGGAGGAGGAGCAGGAGCAGGAGGAGGAGGAUUUGGAGCUGCUCCUGCCUGGUGCCCCUGUGGUUCGUGCUGUAGCUGGUGGAAGUGGCUUCUGGGACUGCUGCUUCUUGGAUUGCUGCUGCUUGGACUGCUCUUUGGACUCAUUGCUCUGGCGGAGGAGGUGAGGAAGCUGAAAGCCCGUGUGGACGACCUGGAAAAAAUCAGCACUGGCAUGUUACAAGUGUCACCAGAGGAAAGAAGAAAAAUCAUCGGUUCUGUCCACUUACCAAGUACAUCUCAUUCAUAUGGAACAGACCUGGGAGCUGGUCAGGGAGAUCACUCUCAGGAGGCUGUCUGGCUCUAUGUGAGGAACAAGCUACAGUCCGAGCAGGAGAAAGGUUAUUUCCGAGGAGAACCAGGCCCAAAAGGUGAUGUGGGAAUUCAAGGUCCAAGAGGAGACCGAGGAUUUGCUGGUGUUCCAGGUGCUCCUGGGUCUAUGGGGCAUCCAGGCCCAGAAGGGCCAAAAGGACAAAAGGGCAGCGUAGGUGAACCUGGCAUGGAAGGACCCAUGGGUCAGAGAGGACGAGAAGGGCCAAGUGGGCAGCGUGGUGAACCGGGACCACCUGGGUUUGGCGAGAAGGGAGACAAAGGUGCUGUGGGUGAAGCAGGCCCUCCAGGCCCACCGGGCGCCCCAGGAUCUUUCGGUCCCAAAGGUGCCAUGGGCACUCCAGGACCAUUAGGCCCCUCAGGCCCUCCAGGAAUUCCAGGAUUCAAAGGUGACACAGGACUUCCAGGUGCUAAAGGUGAGAAAGGGCCCCUGGGAUCUCCAGGACCAAAAGGCGACCAGGGUGAGAAAGGACCACGAGGACUCACAGGGGAGCCUGGCUCGAAAGGUUUGCCUGGUGCUAUUGGAGAACCAGGAGCUAAAGGAGCAAUGGGUCCAGCUGGUCCUGAUGGACAUCAAGGUCCAAGAGGUGAACAAGGUCUCACAGGGAUGCCUGGCCUUCGUGGCCCUCCUGGACCCACCGGAGAUGCAGGAAAACCAGGGCUCAUGGGACCUCAAGGACCUACAGGCCUCCCUGGUAUCCCAGGCAGAGCAGGCGCCAAAGGUGACACUGGUGCUCCGGGCAGGAUUGUGACUGCAGAUGGGGCAUCGACUGUCACUGUCCCAGGCCCACCCGGACCCCCCGGAGCGAUGGGUCCCCCAGGACCACCAGGUGCCCCAGGUCCUUCUGGGCCAGCUGGUGUCCCCGGCCAGCAAGGUCCCCGUGGUGAGAGCGCAAUGGUGCAUGAAAGCAUCACAGGAAGCAUCUCCGAAGGCACCGUCGAAUCGGGGACCGGCAGUGCUCGACAAAAUCUUGAUUUACGAGGACCACCAGGUCCUCCUGGACCACCAGGACCACCAGGAAUUUCUAUCCCAGGACCCCCAGGACCCCGUGGCCCAGCAGGGGAAGGCCUGCCAGGACCCCCUGGCCCACCUGGCUCCUACUUGACUAAUUCAGAAACCUUCUUCUCCGGCCCCCCAGGCCCACCUGGUCCCCCUGGUCCAAAAGGAGAUCAUGGUGCCCCUGGACCUCGAGGAUUCCAAGGUGAGCCAGGCCUUCCAGGACUGUCAGCAGGUUCAGACGGUCUGGGCAUCACACUGCAGGGGCCACCAGGCCCGCCUGGCCCCCAAGGCCCCCCAGGACCCAAAGGUGACAAAGGGGUAUCCUCAAGCACAAGAUAUACCCAGGGGCCCCCAGGUCCUCCUGGACCCCCCGGCCCUCCCGGAUCCAUCAGCAACUCUGGACGGGACAUUCAGCGUUAUAUUUCCGAGUACAUCCAGAGUGACUCGAUGAGGGGUUAUUUGACUGGCGUACAAGGACCCCCUGGCCCUCCUGGCCCCCCAGGACCCGUGAUCAGCAUGGGUGGGGAGACCUUUGACUACACCGAGUUGGCCAGCCAGGUCAUGAGCUACCUACGAACUUCCGGUUACAGCAUUGGGGGAUCCUCCUCCUCCUCUUCCUCCUCAAUGUCCCAGGAAGACAUCCUGACUCUACUGCAGCGAGAAGACGUCCGACGUUCCCUGGUUGGACCCCGGGGGCCCCCGGGCCCUCCGGGCCCCGCUGGAGAUGGACUCCAGACCCUGGAUUACUCAGAACUGGCCAACCGGGUCGUCAGCUACCUAAGCAGAUCCGAGCUCAAUGUGGGAAUCCCCGGCCCCCCCGGGCCUCCAGGGCUCCCGGGAACAUCAUACGAGGACCUGCUGUCCAUACUCCAGGGCUCUGAAUUCAGAGGCAUCGUCGGACCCCCAGGGCCGCCAGGCCCACCCGGCCCACGGGGCAGUGGGCUGUCCAGCCUCGGCGUGGAGGACCUCUCCUCCUACCUACAGAGUGCGGGCUUCGCCUCCGUCCCCGGGCCGCCUGGGCCUCCGGGGCCCCCGGGUCCGCAGGGACCCACCUACUUCUCCGAGGGCCUGACCACGUAUGCGGCUGAGCAGAGCGAUAACUUCAAGAGCGAGCUGAUCGGCUACCUGACAAGCCCCGAUGUCCGCAGCUUCCUCGUUGGUCCUCCCGGCCCCCCCGGGCCCCAGGGCCCCCCAGGAGACGGCCGCUCGAGGACCGGCGACGGCUCCUACAGCCGCGACAACUCCUACAGCUCCUUGCUGAGCCGCGACUCCGCCUACAGCUCCUCGUCCUCUUCGUCCUCCUCCUCCUCCUCCUCCAUGGGGCUCGGCGGGGCGAACGGCGGGGGCGCCUACGGCCCGUUGGGAGGGGACGGCGCGGACACAGGCGAGGCCGGGGCCUUCGGAGACGGCGGCGGGUACGGCGCGGGCUUCGCCGGGGCCCUGGACUUCAACGAGCUGGCGGUGCGGGUGUCGGAGAGCAUGCAGCGUCAGGGCCUGCUGCAAGGCAUGGCCUACGCCGUUCAGGGCCCCCCCGGCCGGCCGGGCCCCCAGGGCCCACCAGGGAUCAGCAAAGUCUUCGCUUCCUACGGCAACGUGACGCAGGAUCUCAUGGACUUUUUCCGAACCUACGGCACCAUUCCAGGCCCGCCCGGCCAGAAGGGACAGAUGGGCCACCCGGGCCCCAAAGGGGACGCGGGUCCGAUCGGUCAUCCAGGCCGGCCAGGGCCUCCGGGGCCCAGAGGCCACAAAGGAGACAAAGGGGAGAAAGGUGAGCAAGUCUACACGGGCCAAAGGCGAAGGAGAAGCAUCGCGGUCAAACCCUGAGGGCCAGCGGCGCCCGGGGCCGGGCUUGGGGGCAGCUCCCUGAGAAGGGGCCGGGCUCGGCGGCCUCCCCUUUCCUUAGAAGGCCCCCUCAAUCAAACCGCUGACCGGCAAAAGCGGGCGGUUCCUGCCGAACCCAGCCGGCCCAGAUGGGCAUUGGUUCGCCAGACCCGCCUCCACCCCGAUCCUGAAACACUCUUCUGCUCUAAUUUUCCUACUACUAACCCGUCUUUUCAAAGCGCGUUUUGUUUUUCCGAAGCGCUCCCACCUGUCGUCAUUUUACCCCCACGCCCUGAGAGGCGGGGGGGGAGGGAGUGACGAUUGCCAUUUUGCAGAUUAAGAAGCUGAGGCCCGGAGAGGUCAAGCCACUUGCCUGAGGUCAGUCAGCAGGUUGGGAGUAGAGGGAGCCCGCUGCCUCCAUCUGUUUGGAGCGUACGCACCGCCUCUCCCAAGGGCUCGGCGCAGAGUCAGGGCUCGAUAAAUGCUGUUGAUUUGGCUGAUCCAGGGCCCCGCGAGCAUCGCCGGAGAGCCGGCGACGCAAAGCGACGGCAAGGGGUCCGUGUCCGUCGUUCGCCCUGUGGCUUCUGUAACUUGGUCCUCGCUCCUCUGGUUGCUGGGGCUGCUUGCCGGCAUGGCCUUGCUGGAAAGAGCUCAGGGUGGCAGUUUGGGUGGCGCCGCUUUGCCCAUUCAGUGCUUCAGGGACGGUACCAGCCGUUCCCUCCUUUCUCUGCCCGCCCGGGCCUCGGCGGAAAGCCGGGCUGCGGAAACCUGCUCGUUGAAAGCAACCGUGGCCAGCGAAGAUUUAACCACUGAACUGAAUGCCCCUCGAGGAGCCCCGUCCUCAGAAAUCACGUCGUAGAUCGGGCUAGGCUGGUGACAAGGUUGUGUUGGGGACACUGUGUGGGACGCUUCCGUGCCCCGUGUCCACAGCUGGAUUCAGCAAGCUCCGGGGGCGUAGAAAUAAGGAAUUCAUUAUAGCCAACUGGAAAGAGGAAGGUCUAGGGAAUGACGUGGGGCUAUGAAAAGGGGGAGAACAACGCUAGGUGAAGGGUUGCCCAGGGGUCCAUUUGGACUGCAUUGCGAAGGGGUGGAAAAGAGCGAGGACAGCACCAGUUAAGCACUUUUAAAAUGUUUUUUUUUUCCAAAAUAUUGUAUGUGGUCCUCUAAACUGAAAAAAAAAAAUCAUUUCAAUGUAAGAUUCCCAAUUAAAGCUUGUUUUUUUAAAAUCUAACGUCCCAUGUGAUCAAAUCCAUCACUUACCAGCCUGGCUGCCAGUUUCUCCUCUGGAGGACGGCGGGGUGGAAGGGGGCAGGGAUUUUUAGGAGUGAGAGCCCCUGUGCUCACCGGAGUAAAAGGCACGUUCAUAGAAAGUGCUCUUUCAGUUCAGUCGGCUCAACACCGUGCACAGAGGCACAAGCCUGAAGGGAUGGUUUUGAUCUGCGGGACUUGACCUCUGGCCUGCUUUUCCUCCCAGAUUACCGCACAUCUUAAAACCAGGUCUUCGUUCUCUGCACUCACUGUUCCCUUUAUCCAUUCUGCGCAGACAGAAACAACAACAACAAAAAUCAACCUAAUGGGCGUCUCUGGGCCCACGGCGUCAAACGAAUACGGAUACAGAGCCAGAGAGCAAUUAGCUGCUUUAUUGUGAAUGCAGGGAUUGGCGUUAAUAGCGACGAGGAGAGGGAGGAUUGCUCUUCUGGCUCUAGUGGGUCCUUUAACGCAGGAUAAACACCGGCAAAUGGUAAAACCAGUCACCCCAUUAGACUGGAAAUUGGAUAGUAUGGAUUUAUCAUUUAUACCUAGGCAGGGCUCUAGAUACGUAGUUUGGAACCAGGAUGAGAAAUAAUAUACUAACCCAGCUAGAUUCUGCCUGCUUGGCAGCAAGACAAAAAAACGGCCUGCCGACUGGGUCGGCCAACCCACCGACUCCUCCUCCGGAUCAUUUCUAACACUUUUCCCUUUUCCCACCCCCAUCUAAGGUAUAGAGUGUGCAUUUCUUUGUCAUAUGGCUUCCAACAGGCCUCACCUACGUACUAAUACUCUCCUGGAAAAGCAUUCCAGUUCUAUUCCCGGUGGGCACACUUGCCCACCAGGAAUAGCCGCCCGGAACAGGUCGGUCUGCUCGUCUUCCCUAACAACUUACGGUGACUUUGCCAGAGAUACAGGUUGGAUUCCUUUUCAAAAUGGACAAAUGAAGGCUCUCCUGAAAACAUAAACUUGCAAUAACUUGGUUUCUCUUGCAUAAGAAAGCCGUAUCCCGGAUGUGGCGCACCAUUAUCUUAAUAAAAUUCUUUAAGUAUG
This is a messenger RNA of Tachyglossus aculeatus (Australian echidna), 6994 nucleotides long. RefSeq names its product collagen type XVII alpha 1 chain (gene COL17A1). The transcript is spliced from 56 exons. The record is from RefSeq and is a predicted model, not a curated record. Lineage: Eukaryota; Metazoa; Chordata; Mammalia; Monotremata; Tachyglossidae. Bases 173 to 4696 code for a protein of 1507 amino acids.